AUGGGUUUGAAACUCUCUUGUACUCUCUUCAUUUUCUUUCUACUUGUUCUUGAAUUUCUAGCUUUUGCCAAAGGAAAGAAUGAGAGUCACAAUCUUUAUAGCAGUAAUGUUUUGAUAAGUGGCACCAUAGUUGUUAGUCAAGAUGGAAGUGGAAACUUCAGCAAUAUCAAUCAAGCCGUGGCUGCUGCACCAAAUAACUCUGAUGCAAGAAAUGGCUAUUUCUUGAUUUAUAUUAAAGAGGGAAAGUAUGAAGAAUAUGUGUCAAUACCUGAGAGCAAGACGUAUCUCAUGAUGGUUGGACAAGGAAUCAACCGAACAAUCAUUACUGGCAAUCGCAGCCAUGGUGAUGGAUGGCAAACAUAUGAAUCUCAAACAUUUGUUGUGGCAGCGACAGGAUUUGUAGCAGUUAAUAUCACAUUUCAGAACACUGCUGGGCCCAAAAAAAUGCAAGCAGUUGCAUUAAGAAAUGAAGCAAAUUUGUCCACCUUUUACCGUUGCAGCUUUGAAGGGUACCAGGAUACUCUUUGUGUAGAUUCUAAGAAACAAUUCUACAGAGAGUGUGACGUAUAUGGAACAAUCGAUUUCAUAUUCGGAAAUGCUCAGGUUGUUUUGCAAAACUGCAACAUAUAUCUGCGUCUUCCUUUAGAUGGACAAUUCAAUGUUAUUGCUGCCCAAGGAAGAACAAGCCCAAUAAAUGACACUGCCAUUUCCAUUCAGAAUUGCAAUAUCAGGCCUGCUGAUGAUCUAGCUUCGAGGCCAAUUGGUAGUGUGAAGACUUACCUUGGAAGGCCCUGGCAAGAGUACUCGAAAACCAUUGUUAUGCAAUCAUUCUUGGACAGUUUAAUAGACCCAGCUGGUUGGUCUGUAUGGAACGAUACUGGUUUUGCACUCUCUACGUUGUAUUUCGCAGAAUAUGACAACAAAGGACCCGGGGCAAACACUUCCAGUAGAGUGAGAUGGGCUGGUUACCAUAUCAUAAAUGAUAUUGAUGCUGCAAAAUUUACGGUAGCCAAUUUUCUGAAAGGCAAUGAUUGGUUGCCUCAAACUGGAGUGUCUUACAUUCCUGGACUCAUAACUUAA
Messenger RNA from Lotus japonicus, 1080 nucleotides. Its product is annotated as probable pectinesterase/pectinesterase inhibitor 7. NCBI's taxonomy places the organism in Eukaryota, Viridiplantae, Streptophyta, Magnoliopsida, Fabales, Fabaceae. Gene Ontology annotation, biological process: cell wall modification. The record is from RefSeq and is a predicted model, not a curated record. Gene Ontology annotation, molecular function: pectinesterase inhibitor activity; pectinesterase activity. The transcript is spliced from 2 exons. Bases 1 to 1080 code for a protein of 359 amino acids.